Ochlerotatus camptorhynchus is the source of this 749-nucleotide messenger RNA. Its product is annotated as cytoskeleton protein RodZ-like. NCBI's taxonomy places the organism in Eukaryota, Metazoa, Arthropoda, Insecta, Diptera, Culicidae. The coding region runs from base 270 to 734 and encodes 154 amino acids. The transcript is spliced from 2 exons. The record is from RefSeq and is a predicted model, not a curated record.
CUUUUUCACCCAUCCUCUUGUUCUGUGCGUUCGCGGUCGCAUGCAUGUGUUUUUCGUGUCGCGAAGUGCGGUGAAAAUCUCGAGAUAAAAGUGUUUUUUUCCGUGGGAACCUCAAUGUAAACCGAACGAAACCGGCUAGAAUCUUUUCGGUGCCAGCAAAACACUGAAUUUUUCUUGGAACUUCGCAACGGAAGUGUGCAUUUUGAACUUUGAGUUUAUAAUUUCUGCUUUAAACUUUCCAACUACGCGGCGCAGCAAGCUCUGUGUGAAUGGAUUCCGAUCCCGAGGUCGUGCUGGUGGAUAAAGUGGACGAGGACGAAAUUUCAACCGAUAAGGACAGCGGAAUGGAAUCGGCUAGCAACAGCAAAGAUGACACACCGGAACGCAAAACGGCUACGUUAGAGGAGUUGUUGCAGGAAGAUGCGGAGGAGGAAACUGCUCCAGCUCCGAGUGCACCAGUUGCAGCACCAGAACCAGCCCCCGCCCCAGCCCCAACACCAGCAGCAGCAGCAGCACCAAAGCCCCAACCGGCAGCUAGUACAACCUCAAAGGCCACGGCACCAGCUGCUAUCAAAAGCAAGGACGACGAUUUCGAUGACGUAAGUACUAACAUCGUCUUUUUUUUAUCUUUUGUCGCAUUCGCUCGCAUUGCUUUCUUUCGGGUAUCGUCACGAUGUUUGGGUGUGCUAAUUUCUUGGGGUGUUUUCUUUUACCACACAUCGACUGAACGAUGACGAAAUUAGGAUUCA